AUGCUGUGUAGAACGAAGAAUUUCUCCUUUAUUUUCUUAACAUUUUUCGUUUUCUCGACGAUCGGAGAUGAAUUCUUCGAUGCAAACGAUCUCGACUGGUCAGUUCGUCCCACAGAUGACUUUUUCACAUUCGUUAAUGGCAUUUCUUUAAACCGAACGACUAUUCCAUUGUCGAAAACUGAAAUCGGCAGUGUUUUUACUAUCACCCUCAAUGUCUCUCAACAGUUGAAAAGCAUUUUGGACGAUUUAACGAACAAUGGAACAUCUGAAGCGCCACAUCCUGUCGAUUCAGUCCAACGUAAAUUAGGCGAUCUGUAUUUAGCAGGUACUGAUAAAAAAACUAUCGAAACGGUCGGUAUUAAACCAUUAGAAGAAAUAUUACUCCAACUUGAUAAUGUUAAAACAUCGGAAGAAUUGAUCGAUUUCGUUACAAACUGCUUUAAAAAAAUGAAUAAAGAUAUUUUAUUCGACUUCGAUGUUUAUCCAGACGAAAGAAAUACGUCGGUAUUUGUCCCUCUUUGGAAACAAAGUGGUCUUAUUCUACCCGAACGUGAUUACUACUUUCGUAAUGAUCCAUUUUCAAAAAAUAUUCGAUUGCUUUAUCGAGAUUAUAUUCAUCAAUUGUUCAAUUUGACAAACCACCUUUUCAAAAGUCGAACUACUCUCAUCGAUGCAGAGGAUGUCUUAACAUUAGAAACUCAAUUAGCUGUUUCACAUUACACACCAGCUCAAUUACGCAUUCCAGCCAAGAAUUACAACAAACUCACAAUCGAUCAACUCGAACAAAUGAUGCCAAAUCUUGGUUGGCGUCGUAUUCUCAAAAUUUUACAAGUUCACAACGAUACAGUCGUGGUCGCUCAAUUGGAUUAUUAUCAAUCAUUGGACAAACUACUUGUUAGUCAACAAUUAAACAUAUGGAAGAAUAAAAUCCGUUUUUCAAUCUUGCAUUAUAUGGCUCCAUAUCUGAGCAAGGACUUUUCCAAUGCUCGGUAUCAUAUGCUUCAAUAUUCUCUUUAUGGUCGACAACAGAAAGCUGCGCAAUGGACGGUGAUUAUCGAUGAUAUAAAUGAAAAUUGUGGAGAUUUAUUAGGGCAAUUGUAUGUCUAUCGUCACUUUUCAGUCGAAGCGAAAGAACGUAUGUUGAAUUUAACACAACACAUCAUCGAUGUGUACCGGAAUCGUCUUAGUCGAAAUAAGUGGAUGAAUAAGAAAACGAGAGAGAAGGCUUUGACAAAAUUGAGUAAAAUGACGAAGAAAAUCGGUUAUCCAUCAACAUGGAAAACUUAUCCAAACAUUGAAAUUAAUCGAUGGUCUUAUGUUGAAUCCAUGUUAAGUAUUUUCGGAAAUACUUUUCAAGAAAAAAUCAAAUAUUUAUCCCGACCAGUCGAUAAAACCGAGUGGGUCAUCCCGGCACAAGUCGCCAACUGUUUUUAUUUUCCCACAGUAAAUGAUAUUGUUUUUCCAGCGGGUAUCCUACAAGAGCCACUUUUUAUGUUACAUGCGGACGAUGCGAUCAAUUACGGUUCGGUUGGAAGUCUUAUCGGACACGAAAUUACACAUGGAUUCGACGAUCAAGGUCGAAACUAUGAUGAAAAUGGCAUUUUGAAUCCAUGGUGGACACCGGAAGAUUUUCGUGAGUUUCAAAAGCGCACACAGAUUCUUGUCGAACAAUUCAAUGAGUACAAAGUAUUCGGCUUGAAUGUCAAUGGACAUUUAUCUCUGGGAGAAAACAUCGCAGAUUUAGGUGGAGUUGAGAUCGCUUAUGAAGCAUUUUUACAAACUGAUCAAGCAAAAGAAGGAAAGUUGAUUGAUGGUUUUACACCCAUCGAACGAUUCUUCUUCUCAUUCGCAAGAAUGUCAAGAAUUAAAUUUACGGACGCAAAACUUAUAUCAAUAUUGAAGAUCGAUCCUCAUGCACCACCAAUCGAUCGAGUUAAUGGACCAUUAGGAAAUAUGAUGGGCUUUUAUCAAACUUUUAAUGUCACACAAAAUGAUAAAAUGUUUCGAGCACAAUCGAAACGUGUUCAUAUCUGGUGA
This is a messenger RNA of Adineta ricciae, 2037 nucleotides long. The record is from the annotation of a GenBank genome assembly. NCBI's taxonomy places the organism in Eukaryota, Metazoa, Rotifera, Eurotatoria, Adinetida, Adinetidae.